This is a messenger RNA of Enterobius vermicularis (human pinworm), 848 nucleotides long. NCBI's taxonomy places the organism in Eukaryota, Metazoa, Nematoda, Chromadorea, Rhabditida, Oxyuridae. The record is from the annotation of a GenBank genome assembly.
AUGUUCGAUUUCAGGAAAGGAGGCCGGCGUAGAGGUAGUGGUUUACGAAAUGGGCAAAUAAAUCAUCACGAGGUGUCGAGGCCUGCUUUGGUGUCUAAAGUUGAAAAUGUUGAGAAAAAACCUCUGCAGGACGGAGUGUCAGCAACACCUUAUAACCCCCCGGAAAUUGUGUCGUGCUCUUGUUCAAAGGCUUUUAUAGCUGCUGCUUUUCCGAAUGCUGAAAGUCGACUUCCGGCUUUAAAGGAAACUAUUAUAGAUGGAUACUCAUUAUUUCUUUUUAAAAAUUACGAAGAUUUAAAGGUACUACAAGCUGAAAUUGACGAAGCCAAAGCUAAAGAAGAUGCUCUGGAACGCAAAAGGCAGUAUGAGGAAAAUGUUAGACUAGGUAUAAUGAAAAAGAAAGGCCGCAAAAGUAAAGCGCAAUUAGAAAAGGAACGCAGAGAGGAGAAGAGACGUUUGAGGCGUGAACGUAAGGCUGAGAAGGCUAGAAGACGUAAAGAACGUCGUGAGAGGGAGAGCCUACUGGAUCCUGCAGAGCGAAAAAUGCGGAAGGAAAAAAGACGUCGGAAACGUGAAGAGAAGGAACGGAAACGUAGAGAACGUGAGGAGCGGAAAAAACUUGAAGCCAGUGGUGCUGUUGCUGAAGAUGGCACGGAGAGGAAGAAAAUUAAAAAGUUGAAGGACCCUAACGUUAUCAAGAAAACUAGACAGCCUGUAAGUCUUUUUAUUUUUCUUAUCAGUGUUGUUUCUAUGGUAUUUGUGGUGCAUAGUAGCAUGCAGCAGUUUCGUUUUAAAGUAAACCAUUUUCUGCACGAAACGAAAUUUAUUUCUGCCACGGUUUUGUAAGC